Haliotis rubra (blacklip abalone) is the source of this 6255-nucleotide messenger RNA. Its product is annotated as protein neuralized-like. NCBI's taxonomy places the organism in Eukaryota, Metazoa, Mollusca, Gastropoda, Lepetellida, Haliotidae. The record is from RefSeq and is a predicted model, not a curated record. The transcript has 3 exons. Gene Ontology annotation, molecular function: ubiquitin protein ligase activity. The coding region runs from base 212 to 2365 and encodes 717 amino acids.
CAGUGUAGCCUCUCUCUCUCUCGCUCGCUCACUCUGCCCUUUGUAGGUUAUUUCAAUCUUGCGCUAUUUUGGAAGCUGUGUACCCAGAUCUACCUAGCCCUUCAUGUCAGAAGUACAAAGCCGAGGUUUGAAAGAGGAGUUGUAACAUGUUGGAGUAGCAGUGAUGUCUGUGAUGAUGUGCUAGUGGGUGUGGUGUUCCUCUUGUCUCAUCAUGUGUGACAACAGAGGAGAUGGUCGUGUUGAGGCAGUCAGAUAUGAUAGCAGCAUGGAUCGCCAUGUGACCACUACACUGUGUGGCGCCAACAUAGAGCGCCAUAUAGAAGCUGCGAUACGUGGAAGCAACAUUCAGUGCCAUGUAGAAUCUUCAGCAAUAAGUGGUGGAAACAUUCAGCGCCACAUUGAGUCGGCUCUGAGUGGUGCCAACAUUGAACAUCUCAUGGAGUCCCCGAUGUGUGGGGGCAACAUAGAACAUCAUCUAGAGUCACCGGUAAUGUGUGGUGGAAAUGUAGACCUCCACAUGGAGUCACCCGUGGUCUGUGGAAACAUUCAGCGCCAUAUCGAGUCAGCAAGGACCAGUGGUAACUUUGAGCGCCACAUGGAGUCAGCAUUAUGUGGUGGUAACAUCGAGCGCCAUCGGGGACCACCAAUACGUAGUGGCAGCAUUGAAUGUCAUCUUGAAUCUGCAGUUUCUUGUGGUAACCAAGAACGCCACAUGGAGUCAGCAUUAUGUGGUGGUAAUAUUGAGCGCCACCGGGGACCACCAAUACGUAGUGGCAGCAUUGAAUGUCAUCUUGAAUCUGCAGUGUCUUGUGGUAACCAAGAACGCCACAUGGAGUCAGCAUUAUGUGGUGGUAAUAUUGAGCGCCACCGGGGACCACCAAUACGUAGUGGCAGCAUAGAAUGCCAUCUUGAAUCUGCAGUGUCUUGUGGUAACCAAGAACGCCACAUGGAGUCAGCAUUAUGUGGUGGUAAUAUUGAGCGCCACCGGGGACCACCAAUACGUAGUGGCAGCAUUGAAUGUCAUCUUGAAUCUGCAGUGUCUUGUGGUAACCAAGAACGCCACAUGGAGUCAGCAUUAUGUGGUGGUAACAUUGAGCGCCACCGGGGACCACCAAUACGUAGUGGCAGCAUAGAAUGCCAUCUUGAAUCUGCAGUUUCUUGUGGUAGCAUGGAACAAUAUCUGGAUUCUCCUCUUUGUGGUUCUAGUGUUGAACAUCGUGUUGAAUCAGUGGUUUACCCUGGUAAAAGUGAGCCCCACAUGGACUCACCAGUCUGUUGUAGGAAGGCUGACAUUGACUCACUGAUUGGCUGUGGUAAGUUAGAGCGCCACAUGGAGUGUUCAAGGGAAAGUGGCAACGUGGAUCACAACAUAGAAGCUCCAAUGUGUAGUGGUAACAUUGAACAUCACAGGGAAUCACCAAUAAGUGGUAGUAACAUCAAGCGGUAUAUGGAGUCAGCUCGAUGCAGUAGUAAUAUAGAGUCACCAAUGUGCAGUGGUAAGACAGAGCACCACUUACAGUCACCAAUAUGUGAUGGCAACUUCGAGCGUCUACUGGAGUCAGCUAUGUGGGGUGGUAGCAUGGAGCCAAGUAUGUGUGGUAGUAACAUGGAGCAUUACAUGGAGCCAGCUAGGUGUGGAAAUGAUGUUGAUAAUCACUUUGGAUCUGCAUCCUGUGGAAAGAACAUUGACAGUCACAUUGAAACAUAUGACAAUAACACAGAGCGUCGUGCAGAUUCUGACUCCGAGUAUGAAGUGUUCCACCAGUCUUACCGAGGUGAGGUGCGAUACUCCAGGAACAACCACAAGAUUGCCACCUUGAUGCAUGUAGACCGUACACUUCCUCUGUGGGCUUUCUUUGAUGUCUACGGCAAUGUACAGAAAAUUAAGUUGCUAGGUGCUACAAAUCCCUCAGGGAAUCUCCCUCGCCUCCCUCGGUCACGAUCAACAUCCAGCUACCCUGGCCUGACAGUGUCUUUACCCCCUUCAGCACAUCAGUCCAACAUUGCCUCCCACCCACCACCACGCCCUCCCCCACCCACAGUGCCUCCAUCAGUGCUGCGCAGCUUUAGUGUACCCUCCCAAGCCACACCCACAUCCCCAACAGGUGCAGUGCCACCCCCACCACCAUACCCAGUGUCAAUGCCAACAUCCCCAACAUCUGGUCUUGGGGAAAACCAACCUGUGUUUGAUGACACCAGUGAAUGUACAGUAUGUUAUGAAAGGCAGGUCAACUGUGUUCUAUACACAUGUGGACACAUGUGUAUGUGUUAUGAGUGUGCAAUUGCAGUCAGGAAGGACAAGGGAGGACUGUGUCCCAUCUGCCGGCAGCAGAUCAAGGAUGUCAUCAAGAUAUACAGGUCUUGAUCUCAGUCAGGGGCUGGCAACAGACAGGAAUAUGUGUGCAAUGCUAAGUGUGAUGGAGAGCGUCUUUCAUUGGCUGGUGUCCCUGGACCCAGGUCAACUGUUAUGACAUAACCAUGUGCAACUGAUAUCUGAUGUACAUAUUGAUAUCUGUAGCACAGGUUUCAGUGUUAUUGAGUUUGAACAGCUUGGUCCUGACAACAGCAGCUUGUGUAUAUGUUGCUACGCCUAGCCACCAUGUCUUCAGCUGCAGCUAUCUACAACACGAACUUGGUGGAAGAACACCCCACAGCGACAUCCCUAGCAGGGGAAAGGAGGUGCUUAUGUCACAUGGACGUUAACAAUCUGGUGGACAGAGACAUCCCUAGCAGGGGGAAAGGAGGUGCUUAUGUCACAUGGAGGUUAACAAUCUGGUGGACAGCGACAUCCUGUCUGUAGUCGGAAGGCAUUCAUCAGGAACACAUGAAAACUGGUCUUAUACACAUCAAUAUAUGAUACCAACUGAACAGAGAAAUCUUGGAAGUAAGUUGUGAACAGUUUUGUGGAGGAUUAGUGUAUACUCUUUGACGCCAAGAAUAUUAGUCUUGAAGGGUUAGGGUGAAGGACAACACCCAACUGAAAUUGUGAACAUGUGACAGUAAUUACAACAAAGGUAUUAACAAACUGAGUAUUUAUGUAUGAUCUUGAUUGCCAGUUCAGAUCAUCAUGUUACUUGAGAAGAGCUUGUCAUUCUUGCUAUGGAGAUGGUAAAUGACUUUGAAUUUCAGCUUUCCUGGUAUUGGCCUCAUGUUAGCAGUGCAUCUGUUGUUUUGGGAUAUCCUGUACAGCAUCCAGACUUAACCAUGUCAGUAACAAACAACACUGGUGUAUGAUGAGUGGAAACAUGGAUGUUUGUACUGUGAGUACUACAUGCUGAGAAGAAGUGAUAUAAGCACAAGGUAGAUUUAUGACAGUAACUGCAAAGUGGUUGUUAGUUUGAAAGAUAUGUUGCCAAUCACUGUAUACCUGCUCAGUACAACUAUUGGAGGAAGCAACAGGUAUUAUUGUACAUAGCAUGGACCUGAUGGACAUAUUUUCGCUACAAAUGUUAUAAUUUGAGAUACCAAGAUGCUUACACAGAAAAAUUGUAUUUUUUCUGAGGAACACAAUCAAGAAGGGACAGUUUGAGUAUUUUGCCCAAAGUGUAAGUGCAAUAUAUGUACUACUGGUAUGAUAUUUUCAACUUAUCUGUGUCAUGAAAUAGGCCAUGUGCUUAAUCAUGUUAAUGUUUAAUGUAAGUUGUGAGUACAGAUUGUCAUGAUUCAUAACACUUGUCACAUAGACAGUUGUGAUAAAGCAAUACAUGGUGAUGAUGAUGAUGAUGAUGAUGAUGAUGAUGAUGAUGAUGAUGUUGACAUCCUUAUACUGUUUUGCAACAUUGAUAUUCACAUUUCCAGAUUUGGAUGUAUUGAUGACAAUCUGUACAGGUUGGGGUGUUUGUAAAUGCUUGAGCAUAUAGUAUACUGUAACACUAAAGCAAAAGCAAACUGAGUCCCUGAGACCAAGGUUGACCAACACAAAUAUAUGGUCCCCAUUUGCUCAGUUGUAAGGUGGCACAUACCUGUGGAAUCUCCAGAUCCUGUAACGAUGCUAUCACUGACCUGAAAAACACUCUGAGCUUGUAUGGCUCAGUUAUUUAGAAAACAUUUUUCCCAAACAAUUGGGUGUUUAGUUUAAAAGCAGGAAAACAAAUAUGAGAAUAUUGCUUUUGUUAUGAAUACUUUUGAGAUGUAAAUAUUACUUAUACUGCUCAAUUACAUACAUAAUAGUAGCAUUACCUUCAUAGAGAGACAUCCUAAACACCUUUAGUGUGUCAGUACAUUGUUACUGGGAGCAGACCUCUACAUAUAUGUACACCAAGAUUUUGCUGACAUGUACAGUUCCCAAGCAGUGAUACUGAUAGAUAUCUGGAACUCACAGUGUAGUGGCAUCAUGAGAUUGUAUGGAUGGUGUAUGGUUCAUUGCUGUGGAAUACAUCAUGUUCAAAAUAUUCAUAUGCUAGUUUUCUCAUCGUGAAUUUAUGUGAGACAAACACCUGCUUGAUGUGCAUCUUGCUGUCAGCAUGUUGCAUACAUUGUGAAACAAGGGAGUUAAAAGUCUGUUGCUGUGGUUACAGACUUGUUGUUGUAGUUGUUUUCUUUGCUAUAUACUACAUUCCUAGAUUAAGGGGCAGGCUAGUCUAUGCUGUUGUUGAUGUAAUGAGUGUUAGGUGCUAGAUAGAUUAUUAUCAUUAUUGCAUGUUGGAAACGGUUUCAUUUUGUUCAGGUUGAUUAUUUGGAAAUGUCAAUUUGAGUGACACCCACCCCUUCCUCCGUUUCCAUGAUGUAUGCAAUUCAUUGUGAUCAGAUAUAUGUGACAAGCAGCAUUGUAUUUCCUCACCAAACCUGAUCAACAAAUUUCCCAUGUCGAAUCAUGUCACCAUCUGUCUGCUAAACAUCUAGGAUCUAAAAAUGUCAAGCAAUUCAUGAUAACAUCGUGACACAAGGUACUACCUACAACAUAAACACCUACAGAUAGAUAGACACCUAGGUAGAUUUCAGAACCAUGUUUACAUGCAGGGAAAGUACUUUGGGUGAUAUCACCAAGUCAGUUUCCUGUAGUGAUCAGCUGAAAUCCAUUAACCAGCUAAUCUGGACGUGAUCUAGUCAAGCUAAUGUGAUCUGCCUUCAGCAUCAGAACACUUGGUAAAAUGACCCAACACAGGAAAUUGUGUCCAAGUAAAUGAUCCUUGAACUGGCAAGCUGAACUGAACAGUAGUCCUGCUGUGGACCUUUAUGUCAGACCGAUAUGGAUCAACAUUGAUAUCCUUCUUACACACACCCUUCUCAUCACAUAGUUUACAAUAUUCCGCAAUGGGAUUUAUGUAUGUUAUUGUAUAAGGGUUUAUGUUAUUGUAUAAGGGUGUAUGUUAUUAUAUAAACAAAUUACUGUGCAACAUCCUGGGCUUAAGAAAGGUCAUUGUGCUCUCAUCUGGACUACUCUUGAUAGUUGACUGUUUAUGUUAAGGACUGCUUCAGCAAUGUUUUGUUUUAUAACCAAUAUGCAUUAUUGAUGGUAAUAAAAUGGUACAGAUGUAAGUAAUAUUAUAAUAAUUGUAUGAAAAAUCAUUUCCAAGAGCAACAAAGGAUAAGGAAUAGGCUGCAGUCUUCUGCCUGCCUCCUCACAUUCAAAGUUGCGGAUCUCACGGUAAAUACUUGCAUGUUAAUUUUUCUGUGCUUUUUGUAUGCCAAAUGGAAUUAGAAAUUGCAAAUGCUUUUCCUUGUGGCAGCAAUAAUUAUCCAGGAGAACUUGUCUUAUCACCCUUUGUUAAGAAAGAGACUAACUGUGCAUGAUGACGACAGUUGACAUCACUCAUUUGGAGAGUAUUUCUUGAUGGAUUAAAUAUAUGUGUUUGAAAAAGCUUUAUGCAGCUUUAAGAAACAUUGAUAGCAAACGUAAAUAUUUCCUAAUCUUUCUUAACUAAUACCCUGUUGAAUAAACAGCCAUUGCCAAAACAUUUGAAUUGUUAUGUAUAGUGAAAUGGCAUUUGUUUCAUGCAGAUUAGUAGGCAUUAGUAAAACACAUUUGUGAAGGAUACACUGUUGUGUAGCCUGGUGUACAGGAUUAACUAUGCAGGCCACAUCCAUGUUGUAUAUUGGUCAUACAUGUGAACAGUUCUAUGUGUUAGAAUACAGUCCAAUGUUGCACUGUUCACUUGUAAACCAGAAACAGGCUAGAUUGUACAUAUAUACAAGUGUAUAUAUACUUGGAUUGAUGCACAUGCUGGUAAAGGUUGAUCUUCAUCAUGGAUCACAUGCAGUGUGAUGUUAAGUAACUAAUAACUAAGGUGCAAAUAAACAAGUAUUAUUUCCUAA